Molecule: messenger RNA, 912 nt
Organism: Phoenix dactylifera (date palm)
Lineage: Eukaryota; Viridiplantae; Streptophyta; Magnoliopsida; Arecales; Arecaceae
Product: putative prolyl 4-hydroxylase 7
Biological process (GO): peptidyl-proline hydroxylation to 4-hydroxy-L-proline
Cellular component (GO): endoplasmic reticulum
Molecular function (GO): iron ion binding; procollagen-proline 4-dioxygenase activity; L-ascorbic acid binding
Source: RefSeq, a predicted model, not a curated record
CUCUUCCCUGUUUCUCUCGUUUCUUGAUAGCGCAAUUCUUCUUCCGGCUUUGGUGCAGGGCGUUCUUGUGUAAAGGCUUUCUUUCCCACGAGGAAUGCGAUCACCUCAUCGAACUGGCGAGGGGUAAGCUGGUGAAAUCCAUGGUGGUGGAUGACGCGGGGACGGCCGUGAUCAACGAAAUCCGCACGAGCUCCGGCAUGUUCCUCAGCAAGCGCCAGGUGAUUGGCCAAAAAAAUGCCGAGCCUAUGCAAGUAUUACACUAUGAAAAAGAUCAAAAGUAUGUACCUCAUGUUGAUUAUUUUACUGACAAGUCCAAUAUAGAACGUGGAGGUCAUCGAUUGGCCACGGUGCUUAUGUACUUAUCUGAUGUUAAGAAGGGUGGGGAAACCAUCUUUCCAGCUGCAGAGGGUGGACUUUCUCAACUCAAAGAUGAAACCUGGUCCAACUGUGCAAGAACUGGUUAUGCAGUGAAACCUAAUCAGGGUGACGCUUUGCUUUUUUUUAGCCUUCAUGUCAAUGCAACAACAGAUACAAGAAGUUUGCAUGGAAGCUGCCCGGUCAUAGAAAGAGAAAAAUGGUCUGCAACAAAAUGGAUUCAUGUGAGAUCGUUUGACAUUCUGAAGAAUCAAAGCCCAAGAAGUGAUUGUUCAGAUGAGAAUGUAUGGUGCCCACAUUGGGCAGCUGCGGGGGAGUGCGAAAAAAAUCCUGUAUACAUGGUAGGAACCAAAGAAUUGCAGGGAUUCUGUAGGAAGAGUUGCAGGGUAUGUGAAUUAUAGGUUCUGGUUCAUGCUAUAAGUCUGCUGCUCAGUGCAUAUAAGUAGAACAAUGAAAAGCAGGACAUUCAUUUGAAAUGCCACUCAAUUCUUCCUUUUAAGCUAACAGUUGAAUCUUAAAACCAUUAUUAAAAAAAUU